Annulohypoxylon maeteangense is the source of this 2679-nucleotide messenger RNA. RefSeq lists its product as uncharacterized. The coding region runs from base 296 to 2356 and encodes 686 amino acids. NCBI's taxonomy places the organism in Eukaryota, Fungi, Ascomycota, Sordariomycetes, Xylariales, Hypoxylaceae. The record is from RefSeq and is a predicted model, not a curated record. The transcript has 5 exons.
AUCGUCGCUCAGCCCCAAACUUCAAGGUUGUGUUAGUGGGACUUCGAUUCAACUCGACUGCCCUUGCCCUAUCGAGACGGUACCUAUUAGGUGUCAGGUAUUGAGGUAUCAGGGUAGCUUCCAAGAUUCGUCAUUUUAUUUUUAUCAACAUUGAAGCUUCAAGUUACUAAAUUUGCCCAAUUGAAAAGUUGUCAUUUGAGAUGCAGCUUUCAAACUUCUCUAGGACCGAUCUGUAAUAUAAGGUACAUACCUGUUUGCUUUCUCGCCUUUUUUGCUCUCGCGCCAGAGCUUUGGCAUGUCUACAUGGGGGAAGAUGCGAGGCUUCUUCUUGAGCGAUGAAGAGUUGGGCAAAAAGGAUGACGACCACAAGUCUUUUAAGAAUGGCAGUGGCUUGCGACAACCGAAUUGGAACCCAGCCAGAGUCCCUCCGCGACGGUCUCUUAAACGUAUAGCUCUCGUGCUUGUUGUAGGUUCGAUCGUCUACCUCUUCAUUAAGAAUAUCCCGGUCCUCGGUCCCAAUGCGCAAAUGCGCCGUCCUAGUUACACAUAUCCAGACCCUUCCGCGAAUAUUCCCAGCCGUCCUGCCCCCGACCGAUCUAAUGCCGCCUUUCCCAACCCUCAAAGUCACAUACCGAGCACACCCGAGCGCAUAUUCAACGGCCCUAUCAGGUUCCUUGAGCUUGCCCCAACGUUGCAAGGCAUCACUGGCACAAGGGGGAACAUGGUAAUAAAUAGAAAUGUUCUCUUCGCAUCUUCAAGCCUCAAGAGCGCCGCAACCCUCUUGCCGAUUGCUUGUCAGAUGGGAUCCGACCUAAAGAGUUACGUACACUUUGCUUUGAUGAGCCGGAGCGAUAUCGAUAUACAAGAGCUUCGGAAAGUCAAUGGCAUCGACGAUUCUUGCCAGAUCAUAUUUCACGAUGCGCGCCCGGAUUAUACUCAGGUUUCGACCGACGAUCGGAUGGAAACUGCUGUGUUUCGUGCAUUGCAUCAUAUUUUCAACUAUAUGCACCCACAGGCUAUUUUCAUAGAUGGCUCAACCGAUGAAGAAACAUUCUUUCUACGGGCUGCGCAACAACACUCCAAGGCAAAACAGAAUACUCUAAUUGAACUGCCACGUAGAUCUAUAAAGAGGCUUGAGUGGUUGGCGAAACUAGACAGUCAAGCCUUGCGCAUGUGGCACAAAAAUCACAUUGACAUACUCAUUCAUGCUAUACCAGGCGCAUCGGGAAGUUUAAUCAGACUUCUUAGAUCCCUUAGCGCAGCAGAUUAUACUUCAAGUUCCGUUCCUCAUCUCACUAUCGAACUACCGCAUGAUAUUGAUCCUCCAACUAUGCGCUUCCUCGAAACAUUCACGUGGCCACCCGCUCACGUAUAUAAUCCGACUCACGCUCGUUAUCUAUCGCUUAGACAUCGUAUACCUCAUCAGAGAAUGAGUGAGGAGGAAAGUUCAGCCAGGUUUCUUGAGUCUUUCUGGCCAGCUCAACCAGAACAUUCACAUAUACUAGUGCUCUCUCCACAAGUUGAGCUCUCACCUGAUUUCUUCCACUAUUUAAAAUAUUCCUUGUUGGAAUAUAGAUAUUCAGCUGUUUCUACCUACCAACAUUGGGAUCGUCGGCUUUUUGGUAUCAGCCUUGAGCAACCAAACAAAUUGCUGGAUGGGAAGGGUGCGUUUUCUCCACCUUCACUACUGAAGAGCACUCAUUCCGGAGAUGCAUCAGAUGGGGAGAUCUCGACUUCAUUUCUAUGGCAGGCGCCUACUAGUAACGCGGUAUUAUUCUUAGGCGAAAGAUGGAUGGAACUCCAUGACUUUGUUUCUAGGUCAUUGGAAGCUAAGCAAGGAUUAAAUCCCAUCCCCGCCCUCUUGUCCGAAAAGGUCGUGAGCACUCAAUAUCCGUCUUGGUUGGAAUAUGCUUUGAGACUGGCUCGAGCACGGGGCUAUUGGAUGUUGUAUCCUGGUGACGACACUGCUAGGAAUCUUGCAACUGUCCACAGCGAGCUAAACCAUCUGCCGGAGGAGUACGCAAGUCAUGAAAACUCGAAGCCGCUCCUUGCGGAUGAUGCGAGCGAAGAAGAAAUCGAGAAUGUUAGACAAAAGAUCCGGGUGGGUAUAGAGACACCUCUUGCUCCAGUAUCCCUCCUUGACAGCCUUCCCAACAAGGGGAAUCUCCGCUCGUUUAACGACCUACCUAUAGUAACAUGGGAUGGCCAGCCGACGGAUUUCGGAGAAUUAAAUUCACUCGCCAGAGAGUAUUCAAUAGAGUUCAAAGAGAAAGUUGGCAGUUGUAGUACGGACCUGGAAAAGAAGAAAGAAGUCGUGCCCUUGUCGACGCAAGACAUGUUCUGCGCGACGGACUAAGGCGAUAAGAAAAUACGAAGGGUCACGACGGUCCCUGAGACCUCGAAAAAUUUCGAUAUAACCCAGGAAUUACGAUCAGCAAGGCUUAUAGUUGGAGUUAUCGGAAUUAAGUGACUGGUCUUUAGUUGUGGGGUUUGGCGCACUUUGGGCAGAGAUACAACGUAUAUAUACCAGCAGAUUCAUGGAAGGAGAUCAUGUACAUAACGUCCAAAUCAGCAAAAAGAAAGAAAACAGAUUGCUGAAGUUGUGGAUAUUGUAAUUAACUCUCAUCUCGGAGUUUUUCAAUUACUAGUAGAAUCACACAGGUGCUUACGAUCGACAGU